AUGAAUUUGGUCAUCACACGUUUGAAGGACGAUUUAUCGAGCCGGAAUCCUGUUUUUGUUAAUCUCGCUCUUCAGUGCAUCGCUAAUGUUGGAAGUCGUGAAAUGGCGGAGAAUUUCGCCCAAGACAUACCGAAGCUUCUCGUGUCUGGGGAAACUGUUGACUCCAUCAAGCAGAAAGCGGCUCUCUGUAUGUUGAGACUAAUACGCGUCGCUCCAGAACUCGUUACCUACGACGACUGGACUAUACGUACUAUUCAUUUGCUCAAUGAUCAACAUCUGGGUGUGGUUACUUUAGUUACUAGCCUCAUCGACACUUUGGUUAAACGAAAUCCUGAAGAGCACAAGGGAUGCGUUUCAUUAGCUUUUUCACUCUUGAGCCGCCUAAUCACCUCAUCGUACACUGAUCUUCAGGACUACACCUGCUACUUCGUCUCCGCACCGUGGCUUUCAGUCAAACUUUUACGAUUGCUACAAAAUUACCCUCCACCGGAGGACACCACCGUUCGAGCCCGCUUGACGGAAUGCUUGGACACUAUCCUGAAAAAGGUUCAGGAAGCUCCGAAAUCUAAGAACGUUCAGCACCCGAAUGCCAAGGACGCUGUUUUGUUCGAGACGAUCAACUUGAUUAUACACAUGGACUGCGACCCCAAACUGUUGAUUCGCGCUUGCAACCAAUUGGACCAGUUUCUGCUCCACAAAGAGACGAACUUACGCUACCUAGCACUUGAAUCUUUGUGUCUUUUGGCCACCAGCGAGUUCAGUCACGAAGCUAUCAAAAAGCACCAGGAGACCAUCGUUAGCGCCCUGAAGAGCGAACGCGAUGUUUCCGUUCGUCAGCGAACUGCGGACUUGCUCUACGUUAUGUGCGACCGCACCAAUGCUCAAGCGAUUGUCGGUGAGAUGCUAAAUUACCUUGAGGUGGCCGACUAUUCCAUUCGCGAGGAGAUGGUUCUCAAGGUGGCCAUGUUGGCGGAGAAAUACGUCACGGACUACUCGUGGUAUGUCGAUACUAUCUUGAAUUUGAUUCAGGUGGCCGGUGACUACGUCAGCGAGGAAGUGUUUCACCGGGUCAUUCAGAUCGUAGUGAAUCGCGAGGACAUUCAAGGCUAUGCUGCAAAGACUGCCUUUGAGGCGCUGCAAGCUCCGGCCUGUCAUGAGAACACGGUCAAGGUUGGCGCUUAUAUUUUGGGAGAAUUUGGCAACCUCAUAGCUGGUGACACCCGCUCCUCGCCGAAAAUCCAGUUCAAUCUGCUUCACAGCAAAUUCCACCUGUGCACACCUAACACACGACAGCUUAUGCUCUCAACCUACAUGAAAUUCAUUAAUCUGUUCCCCGAAAUCAAGGCAGAUGUGCAAGAUGUUCUUUUAAAUGACAGCAACUUGCGUAGUUCUAAUGUGGAGAUUCAACAACGUGCCACGGAAUACUUGGCCCUUUCACGCAUUGCCACUGAUGACGUGCUGGCUACUGUACUAGAAGAAAUGCCACCGUUUCCCGAACGAGAAGUGGAUUUAUUAGAUUUAGGCUCUCUCACUCCGCGCCCAGCCCCCACCACUGCGGCUGCCAAGCAGACGGCAUCUACACCAUCCAACAAUUCCCUGUUAGCUGAUUUGUUGGGAAAUGGGCAUGCGAUUUCUGACGGCACUAAUGGCUUUCUAGACGAAUCAUCAAUCACUAACAGACGCGAAUUCAUCGGCCUACUUAGUCGUCCCAGUGGUGUACUGUUUGAGAACAGCGUCAUUCAAAUCGGUGUCCGAUCCCAGUCAAACAGACAUCUCAGCCGCCUCACUCUCUUCUAUGGCAACAAGUCUGGGAACCGCGGUGAGGCACUGGACGAAAUCGGCCCUGACAGAGCCGUAAGUGUUGACUUGCAACCGGGACCUGGAACGGUCGAAUCUGGAGCGCCGGUUCAGCAGGCAACAAACAUCGAGUGCGACAAACCCUUCCCAGGCAACGUUACCCUCGCUCUUUCGUUUGUUUGCGGUGAUUCGAAACAUCGCUAUGUCCUCCUCUUACCAAUCACUUUGGGAAGGUUCAUUCAGCGUGCUGAAAUGGACCAAGCCACAUACUUCUCUCGUUGGAAGUUACUGUCCCAACCCCAACAAGAAUGUAGUUCCAUAUUCCGUUCGCAGUUUUCCAUGGAUCAGGUUGCAGUGCAGAACAAGCUCCUCGGCUUCGGUAUCAGUGUGUUGAGCGGGAUCGAUCCUAACCCAGUAAAUUACGUGGGUGCUGGUAUCCUUACAAUGAGUUCACAAGAAGUCGGAAUCUUGGUACGCCUGGAACCAAACGUCGACGCACAGAUGUAUCGGCUUACCGUUCGGAGCACGCGAGAUGUGGUCGCGAAGACUGUGUGCCAAUUGUUGCAGCAACAGCUCUAA
Molecule: messenger RNA, 2376 nt
Organism: Dicrocoelium dendriticum
Lineage: Eukaryota; Metazoa; Platyhelminthes; Trematoda; Plagiorchiida; Dicrocoeliidae
Source: the annotation of a GenBank genome assembly